Acyrthosiphon pisum (pea aphid) is the source of this 287-nucleotide messenger RNA. Its product is annotated as RabX4-like. The record is from RefSeq and is marked validated. Gene Ontology annotation, molecular function: GTP binding; GTPase activity. Lineage: Eukaryota; Metazoa; Arthropoda; Insecta; Hemiptera; Aphididae.
UUUUCAAGGCUGGGCAAGUUAACUAUUUUUUUUAACUCGUUAAGUUAAGUUAAUUUGGAAAAAUGUAAGUUAAGUUUAAAGUUAAAAGUUACUUUCCUUUUUUAUUUAACUUGUUAAAGUUACAAGUUAGUUGGAAAAAAUAAGUAACUUAACUUAGUUAAAAAUAAUUUACUUUUUUUUUUUCAUAUAAAACUUAUAAUUACACCAUUUACACCUCAUGUUAAAGUUCUACAAAUAACAUAAUAUUAUAAUGUAGGUCUUUAUAUCUUAAAAAAAUGUAUUUUGUU